This is a messenger RNA of Rotaria socialis, 4326 nucleotides long. Lineage: Eukaryota; Metazoa; Rotifera; Eurotatoria; Philodinida; Philodinidae. The record is from the annotation of a GenBank genome assembly.
AUGGAUGAUGACACAAUUAAUCAACAGUUUCAAGAGGUUGAUGAUGCUAUUAUGAACAACAGAGACAAUGUACCACAAAUAUUGGCUCGAUUGAAAUCAUCAAUUGGAAACCAGUCCAAUGAAUAUAGUCAACUGUUGCAUAUGAAAAGGAUUAGCUACUUUAGAGCUACUGGGAAUGUGAAUGAAUUGAGAAAUGAAGAAAAUCGAAUAGAAGAAAAGUUUUCUAGCUCGCAACAACGAAGAAAUCCUGAACCAUCACAAGUCAGAAAACGAGAACCCAUUGGCCAUAAUAUUCUACCUGAUGAAUCAAUCAAAGCUGAUAUUCAAGCUUGUCUCGAGAGGUUUAAGUCGGUACGUUGCAACGAAGAACAAAAGGGUUUCUAUAAGCAAUUAUAUUCAGAAAUUACUGAACUGAUCCGGUUACCUGUGAAUUCAUUGGAUGAAUACAUCAAUAUCGAUUUACAAUAUUCAAGAAUAAAGGUUAGUUUAGAUUCUCUUCAAAUUCAAAUAUUAGAGAACUCUAAAGAAACCAUUGGCAUGACGAAUAACUUGGAUUUGCCUGUUUUAACUGAUCUUUCUUUUCAUUUAAUAUGUUUACAAUAUCAACUAAAGGUAGAUUUUGUCAACUUCGUUCUUUCGGAUAAGUCAAAGAUUCGUUCUAUUUUAUUCGCUGAUAUUCCGUUGUCACAAGAACACACUCGAAUACACUGUAGCAAAUUGUCUUUUCUAUUUCAUCCAAAGAGAUGUGAACCACAACAACAAAUGAUGUUCAUAGAAAUUUUUGAGUUGAUCGGUGAUGACCUAAGAAAACAAUCAAAAGAGUUGAAUAAUAAUCGUGUAGAUCGAGUUAAUUUAGUUGAAAAACAUAAACUAGCUGGUAAAGAGCAUUUGGAUAAGGCUUAUAAGAAUUCAGACGCAAGAAAUCGUACACAAAAUGCAGUUAGUGCAUACAGAUACUACAGAGCUGCAUCAAAAGAACUCGAAACAGAAUCUAAUAAAGGAUCUAUUCUUAAGCAAGUAGAAUUGAAAAGGUGUAUGAGUCUUUCACUUCAACUCCUUGAACCUAAUCUAACAUUUGAAACUCAAAUUUAUGCUAUUGUUGGUAUUUAUCUGAUUAGCAAAGAAGGCGAAAAUCAUCGAUGUCGAGAGGAUUUCAAGCAAUUCGAAAGCAUUCUUCGAUCGACUAAUUAUUCAGAAGUGAGAUAUUCAAUAUCUACAGUUGGUGUUACCGAAAGUACGAGUCACGAAUUCAGGUUAAAUAAAACUACAACGGAUUUUACACGCGGUUCCAUUAAAUUGGAACAAUUCCGAGAUGCCCUGUCGUCUGAUUUGCGAUUCACUAUUACAAACACACCUGCAUUUACAGAUGAACAAGAAAAUCAACUAGGUAUAAAAAGGAUUGAUACGUCUAGCAGCAUUGGAAUUGGUAUUUCAUAUUUAAUUGGCGAUAUUUUCUUUGAGAACAACUUUUAUAGUAAAAAACAAUCUAGUACUACUCAGAAUCCUAAAGUGCAUGGAAGUAUAAACGAUAUUUUAAGAGAAGCGUUAGGUUACUAUACUAAGCGACAAUACAAUGACUUUCUUUCUUGUCUUACCAAAAGAUAUUUUAAAAACAAAAUAUUGCUAGGAAUUAAACAAGAAUGUCACGGUAGUACUUGUAUAAUUAUAUUAGAUGUCCGACCUAGUGUAAUUGUGCAUGAGCUUUCACGCUCCAGUUUUUCAGCUGAAGGUAUUGCUAAUUUUCUCAUUUUACUUGGUGAAGUUUUCCUCAUGGCACCCAAAAUAACACCGAAAGAUCAUCUAUCACCAAAGGUAUCGGUACAAGUACCAAAGUACGCUGAUUUUAUUGAUUGUGCAUGCAAACUAUUUCGAGAAGUCUUGAAUAAUUCAUAUUUGACUGAACGAGCAAACAGUUACGAUAAUAGAAUCGUAUCACAAUUGUCAGCUCAAAGUGAAAGUUAUAUAGAAGAUUAUCAAAAAACAGCAUCGAGUUAUAUAUAUCCUGUGUCAACUGUGUACAUCAAAGAAAGAUUAAUUGUUUCUAAUAGUAGUGAUCGUUUAGAUUAUUUGAGAUUUGUUGCUCAAGUUAAUUAUGCCAUUGCAUUGAUAAUAAUGGGAGGAAAAGAGAACUUAGAACUAAGUGUCAAAAUGAUUAAAGAGCUGAAAAGAGGAUUAAGAAAAACAUUUCAGCAAGAGAAAAUGUGUACUGUGACUGAAAUUCGUCUACAAGCAUUAACAGAUAUUUUCGGUGUAUUUGGUUACACUGACCACAAACCAUUAGACAAAAACGAAUUAGAUUUCCUUAGUCAGAAAUUCUUUCGAUUAGCAAGUGACGUUCGCAUAAAACGCAUUGACAGAAUAUUAAUGAAUAAUGAGAUGGUUUCGUAUUGUGAACCAAUAACGUUGGAUGAUGAUAAUCAAGAUGAAAAAGAUGAAUUUGUUUUAUUAGAUAGAGUUUUGGGAAACGUUCUGAGAUUGAAUAAAAAGAAAUUUGUUGAAAACGUUUGUAAUAAUUAUAAUAGAAGUAUUGAACCAUUGACAUCAUUGAUGAAAGAAAUAAUAAAAAAAGAAAAUUUUCCAAGUAUCAAUGAAUGGAAAGAAUCAUUUUUAUUAGGAAAAUAUUCAUUAAACUUUCUAUAUCUUCCAGUUUUAUCUUUCUUGUACAGUAUAGUUUUUGUACCAUGUACUAUCAGAUCUCAUCCGGAUCAUGGUGAUAUAUUUGUAGUCACAAAAGAAAUAAUUGAUAAAUCGAAAAGUUCAGUGAAGACUUCAGUUUAUGCAGUCACCGAAGAAAUGAGCGAUACCGAGAGUAUUCAACCCGUAAAGGCCAUAUUCGCGGAUAGCGAUGUUUCCUUGAAAUAUAUUUAUUAUCAGUUAGAGUUAGCGAAGGGCGGAAAUGUCAAGGCUGAUUUAUUAAAUCAAAUAGCCCUUUACCAUCGUCGUCAAGCCGAAAAAAUUGAUAAAACUCAUCAUUUAGAUGCAUUACGAAAAUGGGAUCAUGCAAAGAAAAUUUAUUUUGAAGUAUUAAGUCUUAAUCGCAAUCACUUAGCAGCACUUUUGGGUUAUGCUACUUGCUUAAUUAUGUUAAAUAAAUACAAAAAAGCCGAGGAAGUUUUGAAAAAAGAUCUUGAAAAAAGAACGUAUUAUCGUGAUUCAUCAGAAAGAUGGUUUCUUUUAGGUCUUCUGAAACGUAAGUUACAUGAUUACGAUGAAGCUAUUAAAUCGUUGAAAAAAGCUCUCAGUUUGAAAAACAAUUAUAUUGAUGCACAGAAAGAACUAGCUUUUGUAGAAAAGUUAAAGAAUGAAACCAUUGAUAAACGAAUGAAAAUUUACAAAAAAAUGAGUCUAAAUCAUGUUGAACGUAAGUUUGAACAAUUUAAUGUUCUUUCCAUUGAUGGAGGAGGUAUAAGAGGUUUAAUACCAGCUGUAUGGAUGAGUGAAUUAGAACGAAGAACAAAUUUAGUUAGCUCAUCAAUGUUUCAUAUGAUGGCUGGAACAUCAACUGGCGCAAUAGUAGCUGCAGGUCUCGCUUUACCAGAUAAGUUUGACAAGAAACGACCCCGUUAUAAGGCUACGGACAUCGUCGAAUUGUAUACAAAUCAUUCGAACAGAGUUUUUUCUCGUGCACCUUUGAUAUCAUAUUGGUGUGGAUUGGGAUCUAAGUAUACUGAAGAGGGUCGAAAGUCUUUAUUUAAUGAAUAUUUCGAAGAUAGUCGUUUAUCGGAAUCUCUCACAGAUCUUAUCGUAACGACAGUUAAUUCAGAGAGUAAUACUACAGAAUCAUUUCGACGAAGUGUUGCUUUAGAGGAUUCAAGUAAAGAUUAUACAUUUACUGAUAUUCUAAUGUGUACAUCAGCUGCACCCAUAUACUUUCCACCUUACCGACUGAAUGAUUCCGUUUAUGUUGAUGGUGGACUUCAAGCUAAUAACCCAGCCAUGCAUGCAUACGGUUAUGCUUGUCGCCAAACUUCAAAUCGUGAUAAUAUAUUUGUUCUAUCACUGGGUACUGGUGAUUAUGUACCUGACCCAUUGAAACCUAAUGCUGAGAGGCAUCUUUUAUUUUGGCUUUCAAAUUUUUUCGAUGUGUUAAAACAUGUUUUAGAUGGUCCACAAAGUAAUAUUGAUCGAGAUUUAUGUAAUAUGCUAGAUAGUGAUAAGUAUCAACGAUGGCAAGUUUGGCUAGAAAAUCCUAUCGUACUUGAUGACAUUAAAAAGGAGACAUUAGAUAAUUUGAUGGAGCUUGCGCAUGUUCAUUUCGAAGAAAUGGAUGCUUUUGAUAAUGACAAUCGAUUGGGUAAACUCAUCGAACGAUUGAAAGGUCAAUAG